Molecule: messenger RNA, 1924 nt
Organism: Phlebotomus papatasi
Lineage: Eukaryota; Metazoa; Arthropoda; Insecta; Diptera; Psychodidae
Product: putative E3 ubiquitin-protein ligase UBR7
Exons: 2
Coding region: 556-1830 (424 amino acids)
Cellular component (GO): cytoplasm
Molecular function (GO): zinc ion binding; ubiquitin protein ligase activity
Source: RefSeq, a predicted model, not a curated record
CGGAAAAUCGGAGAUUUUUUGCAACAGGAAUUACAAUUGCGAAAAAUAUUAAUUUGUUUUCAGGGAAAAUAUAAAAAAAAUAUUUUUGGAUAUAGCGAUCCCAUCUAGAUUUAUUUAUGAAGAAAAAUCCUGUUGAAAAAAUGCACAACAAAUCGAAGUUACCCGAAGCAGUUGUAUAACAGUCACUGUUAUACACUCAAUUGUCCAAGGAAGUUCAUCGGACAAAUCGUAAGCUUAUACUUUUCUUGCUUUUACCGUUGAAAAGUCUUUUUUUUCCAAGAAUUUCUUUAAGAAAAACAUAUAAUUAAUCUAAAUUAUCUAUUCCCAAACUAUUUUCUUCGGAAUUUGUUUAAUUUUUCUUGAUUUUCUUACCGAAUUCUCGUUUGAUUGAGAAAAAAUGAACAAAAUUUAUCUCAGUGACCGUUGAAUUUGAAACUGGUUGACAAAAAAAUUGGUGGGAGAAAGACGCAUUUUGUUUGAUACUUCAGAAAAUUUUCCAUUUCCCGUCUUUUUUAUCUUGUGAAAUUGUAUCUGUGAGAAGUGUAGUGUUGCAAAAUGUCUCAGGACGAGAAUCCAACUCUCGAUGAAUCCAGCGUCACAAUGCUGGAUGUCCUGAAUGAGGAACAAGCACUGGAGGAGGAAAGUUUGGCAGUGCUUGGAGGAAGUGAUGACAAAUUCUGUACAUAUUCUAAGGGCUAUGUGAAGCGCCAAGCGCUGUACUCGUGUCUGACAUGUUCUCCGGAGUCCUCUACGGACAGCUCUAAAUGUGCCGGCGUCUGCCUGGCUUGUAGCUAUCACUGCCAUGAAGGCCAUGAACUCGUGGAGCUGUACACAAAGCGCAACUUCCGGUGUGACUGUGGAGGACGCCGUAUGCCGGGAGUGAAGUGUUCGCUGGAGCCGGAAAAAUCUGCAGAAAACACGGAGAAUCGGUACAAUCAGAAUUUCUCAGGACUCUACUGUUCCUGCCAUCGACCCUACCCAGAUCCCGAUGAUCCUAUUGAGGAUGAGAUGAUCCAGUGUAUCAUCUGUGAGGAUUGGCUCCAUUGCCGUCAUCUCGAAGUUGCUGUUCCUACCGGACAGACUUUCUUUGAAAUGAUUUGCGCCGAUUGCAGCGAGAAGAAUGACGUCCUGUACUAUUACUUGGGAUUGUCUGUGGGAAGAGUGGAGACCGAACCUGAGGCGACUCCCAAUGUUGAGGUAUCCGAGGCUCCAGAAGAGAAGAAGGAGGCUGAGAAGGAAGCUACAGCAACCGCAGCACCAGAAGAAGAGGCUCCAAAGGUACCAGAGGCAGAAAAAGAUGUUCCUGAGGAUCAAGUGGCCAGUCAAUCGACCAGUACGGCUGAGGACAAUAAAGAACCAGAGGCAAAGAGAGCAAAGAUGGACGUGGAACCAGCACCAUCAGCAGAACCGGAGAAUCCCUGCAAGAGACCCAAGGUGAAGCUCUCGCACAAGCGUGGAGCUACUUUCUGGCCAGAAAAUUGGCGUGAACAACUCUGCAAAUGCCCUGAAUGUCACAAGAUGUACAGUGAGCUCAAAGUGGAGUUCCUACUGGAUCUGGAUGAUACUGUCCAGAGCUACGAGGAACAUGGGAAAAACAAAGUGAAGGAGAGUGACUACGAAAGGGGCAUGAGAGCUCUCUCCUCAAUGGAUCACUCCAGGCAAAUUGAUGCCAUCUCGGCGUACAACAGAAUGAGGGAGAAGCUCAAGGAAUAUCUCCAUACUUUCGUGGCCAAUCGUCAGGUGGUCACAGAGGAGGAUGUUCGACGAUUCUUUCGCAUGAUGAAAAAUGAGAAAAAUGAGAAUCUCGGUCAACCCUACUUCUGUCGCUAACUUUCACCAAGAACAUCCCAGCAUUUUGCAAAAAAAAAAAAAGAUUCCAGUGAAGUAAAUCGAAGUUAAAAUAAAAGUCAUUGUUUGUGCAGCA